GCCGUGAAUGAUUUAACACCUAUUUAUAUCUCAGAUAUAUUUAGGCCAUUCAUAAACCCUCAAGCAAGAUUGUUAAGGAAAUCCCGAGAUUUCACUAUCCCUAUUCACUAUCCACAUAAGUCUCCAAUAUACAAAAUGAUGAACCUAUGGAAUGAUCCAGGAUCUGUUCCCUUGGAACAAAAGCUCUUGCCAACUAUUGCAUCUUUUAAAAGAGCACUCAAAUUAAAUUUGUUCCCUGGUGUUGUUUCAACUAUUUGUUUAAAAUUAACUCGUCAACAAGAACUUUAUCUGAAUAGAGCCAGGGUAGAUUUAAUUUUAAAAGCUCAGCUCAAACCCCA
This is a messenger RNA of Owenia fusiformis, 338 nucleotides long. The record is from the annotation of a GenBank genome assembly. NCBI's taxonomy places the organism in Eukaryota, Metazoa, Annelida, Polychaeta, Sabellida, Oweniidae.